GAAGAAAUUUUUUUAAAAGUUUUUCCUAAAUGAAAAUGCAAAGUGGUACAACCGAUGCAAAUACAAUGGUACGAAAAUUACCAAAAAAACGGAAAUUUGAUCCAUCCGAAUUGGAAGAUACACAACCGACAACAAUUAUAUCGACAACAUCGUCAACAGUUGGUGAUAUGCUUCAGGUGACAACAUCCGCUAGUGAAAUAAAUGAUUCACCGCAACUGGUUAUUAUACAGAAUCCACAAAGUGUGUUACGGCAACCGCCUCAACCAGCUGCGAUUGAUUAUUCACGAUUAGCAUCGACGGCAACGCAACAGCAAUCGCAACAACAGCGUCGUAACGAUGAUUAUCGUCAAAUAAUCACUUCGGAACAUUCGUCACCGGAGCCCAUGGAAGAGACGUAUACAAAUCAUAUACGUCGCACACAAAUACCCCCAAUUGACUUGAAUGAAUGGCAUGAUCAUCGAGUUCUGGCUAAAUAUAACGAUGUCUAUUUACCAGGUAUCAUACGACGUGCAGGAAGUGCCGGAGAAGUCUGGGUUGAAUUUGAUUAUUGCGAACGACAAAUUCAACAAUAUUUAGAUGUGUUCACUACCGGCAAAUAUGAUGUUAUCGGUGAUGCAAGUCCUUCACUCGGUCAAAUCCAUAUAGGAACACCAGUUUGCGUUCGAAGCAAUGAUAGUACAUCGAAUAUGUUCGUUGAAGGUGUUGUCGAACAAAUAUUAAAUUGUCCAACACAAUUUGUGGUAAAAAUUCGUGAUGGUAAUACACAUACAAGUUUAACAGUGAGUCGUGCGAAUUUACGAUUGUUGUUGCCACCAUGGUGGGAUGAAAUUAAGGAUUUUGAUCCACAAAUGGUGAAUGGACAACAGAAUCGUGUAACAUCGAUUAACGAUAUUUCGUAUGGGAAUAUAAUUACACAAAGUAAUGGAAAUACAGUGCCGCCGCCAGGUGGUUCUGGUGGAAGUAUACUUGUUACUACUGAUGGUAACGGUCCGUUACAAUUACAUCAUGUUGUGCCAACGUUACAAACGAAUAAAACGACUGAGUACUAUCGGAGUACGGGUACAUCACCGUUGAAUACGCCCGUUUCACAUCAUCCGAUUUACACAACACCACAUUCAAAUGGUAGUACUGGCGAUUUAACACGACCUCCAUAUGAUGAAUAUUGUGAUAGUGAUGAUGAUUUGGGACGUGAAGAUAUUUUGUUUCCAUCUGAUGCUGAUGGAGCAAAAUUAUCUGGAAGUAGUAAACGAAGCAGCAUGCAAAGUCGUGGUUCGACAUCUUCGUUGUUGGAACAACGAAGUAUAACACCACGAUCUCAACCAGCGACCCCUCGUUCACAAGCGGCAACUCCGCAUAAAUACAAAAAGGGAGAUGUUGUACAAACACCAUCCGGUAUACGUAAAAAAUUUAAUGGUAAACAAUGGAGACGACUAUGUUCGAAAGAUGGAUGUCAGAAGGAAUCCCAACGACGUGGUUAUUGUUCUCGACAUUCUAGUUUGAAAGCAUCUGCCUUACGUAGUGGUCCAAGUGGUUUUCCAAGUCGUAGCAGCAGUAAAACUGGACACAGUACAGCAGACGGUGAAGAAACGUCGCGUGAUUCGGAGACAUCACCGAAUUACGCCGAUCGUCGUAUAACUGGUCGAUUUGAUCUCGAAGAAACCGAAGCUGCCAAUAUGUUAGUAUCACUUGGUAGUUCUCGAUCAGCAACACCUGCAUUCUCAUCUCCCACGGGUCAAGGAUCAUCUCCACUAAUUGUACAGUCCCCAAUAACCGUUGAUCCACGUUCAAAUGUAUUUAUGCCAAUCACAAGUCCUGCAGGUGUUACGGACAACAGUUUACAUAGAAACAACCCGACUGGUACAUCUCCGUCUAAUAUUCCAAAAUGGAAACGGCCUUCUCCAAUCCCUCCAGGACAUUUUAUGGUUACAGCGGCUGCAUAUCAACCACCGGUUAUUCGACCCGAAUCGGUUCGACCAAAUAAUAUUUCGGGAACUUCUAUGCAAUCACCAUCCAGUGUUGCAACAAGUGUUAUUCGUAUUUCACCAAAUCCUGGACAAUUACGAACAUCUCAGUGUCAAAUACAAUCUACUCAUAAUGAAAAUCAAAAUCUAUCAAAAUACACCCCAAUGCCAAGUAGCAACACUUUCACGAGUGUUGUAACCUCGGCAAUGCAUCAGAAACAAGUAAGAACCUCACACAUCCAACAGGAUCAAAUCAUAGACACCAACAACGUUAUGGAACAGAUACAACAACAACAAACGAAUGCAAAUAACGGAACCGUGAACACAAUCACCGUGGAAUCAGCUCAACCGACUGUCGUAAAUGGUCAAAUUCAUCAUCAUCACGCUUACCCGAAUCAAGUAACUCUGCUACCAAUUACCAAAACGAUAAAUGCUAACAACGAUGGACUACCAGAAACCGUGUAUAUUAUGUCAUCACCGGCUACAUUACUUCAACCCACCGAGAAAAAGUUAAUGAUUAUUAAAAGUGAAUUACCUGAUAGUGAAAAGUGUCAUACAAUUAUGGUGAAUCAAAGUUAUAUUACGUCACAAAAGUCAAUACAACAGAAACAAUUACAACAGCAACAGCAACAACAACAACAACAACAACAAUCUCAACAAAUUAUUACGUCACAACAAUCGACAACGAUACCCAUUGGUGGGAAUUUAGUACGAAAAUUUACGAUACAACAGCAGGAUAAUGGUGUGGGACAGCAACAUCAAAUACAAAAUCAUUCAAAUCAGAUAACGAAUAUGCAUGAUAAAAAUGACACGACUUGUAACGAAACACUAUUAAAUAACAACAAUAACCACAACCAGAAUAUAAUCGAAACAUCGACGAUUAUAAACGAACAAAAGCCGAUCGUAACAUACACACCAAAUAUUGUCCAUCAUACCCAGCAACAAGUGACACGGAUUAGUGGUACAACAUUAGUUCCACCGACAAGUUUAUUUCAACCAGUGAUCGUACAUCCAGCUCAGUUGGUACCUGUUUUACCGGCUGCCACUAAUCAUGUUGCCACCAAUAAUAAAAUUGAAACGCAACAACUUCAAAUCAAACAGGAGCCGAUGAUUGAUAAAAAUGAUAUAUCUGAAAACAAUAAUAUUCAACAAACCACUCCGGUUUCGAUAUACUCUUGGAAAUCAAUCGUACCAAUCUUAGCACCUGCAUCCCCUAUUCAACCGACAACACCGGCUCAACCGAAUUCCCCACAAAAUGGUGCUACAAUCACAUCAACAAACUACUCACAAAACAAUGAGAAAGACAUGAAAUGUAGCACGGGUGAACAAUGUGAUAUUGAUGUUGAUUUUUUGGCUGGAGAUGCUUUACCUUUACCGGGUGAUGAAGACGAUGAUGUGUUCGAAUCGGAUCCAGCAAUACCUGAACAAAUUAUUGUAUCGAAUAAUACAAAACGUCGUAGUCAAAGUUUGAGUGCGUUACAGAAUUCGAAGGAAAUGAAUUCAGGAAAAACAAAGGAGCGUAUACGACGUCCAAUGAAUGCAUUUAUGAUCUUCUCGAAACGACAUCGAGCUUUGGUACAUCAGCGUCAUCCAAAUCAAGAUAAUCGUACAGUUUCGAAGAUUCUAGGUGAAUGGUGGUAUGCACUAGGUCCUGAAGAAAAACAACAGUAUCAUGAAUUAGCUUCUGAGGUAAAGGAAGCUCAUUUCAAAGCCCAUCCCGAAUGGAAAUGGUGUAGUAAAGAUCGUCGAAAAUCUUCAACAGGAUCAACACGUUCAAAAUUAGGCUCAAUCACGGAUUCAACGGAUAUUCUAUCCGGCAACGAUGUUCUCCAAAGUCCACAUACCCCCUUAGACACAGCCACUCCACGUAUUAACAUAAUCGAUACAAAAACGUCUUCAGCGACUCAACAACAUGUUAAAAUCGAGGAUACAAACAAUAUAUCCGGUGAUAUUGAUGUAAUCGAAACAGCCGACGAUAUAUCUGACGAUGAUCAAAUGGUCAUAUGUGAGGAAGUCCCCUUGGAAAUUGAUCUCAAAUGUAAAGAAAAAGUAACCGAUUCCGAUUCGGAGUCACAAAGUGAUAUUGAUCAUAUCGAUGUUAAAACGUCACAAGCCUCGUUUGUUCGAUUUAGUCCGACAAGUAAACCUGGUGAAAUAACAUGUCGUCCGAAACCGAUUAAGUUACGAAUUGCUUCGAGCACGGAUAGUAAUAUUAAGUUUCAGAAUGAUAAUAAUACAUCGAUAAGUAUAUCGUAUCCAUAUAAUUCACCCGUGAAUCCAAUGGGUGUUCUGGGUUUUCAACCGACUGGUGGUGCGUUUAAAACAAUGCCAGUAUCACCUAAAACUACGAUUAAAACAAAUGAAAGUCAUAGUGGUAAGUCUUCAGCGACCGAACAUGAGCAAAUCACACAUUGGGUUGCCACUUCGAAUAACAAUGCUUCUUCUAUCUCUAACGCUAAUGCUAAAGUCUCACAAAUAACUGUGUAUAAACCGCAAAUCUCUCUAUUAUCCGCUCCUAAUACACAUGCGCAAUCAUCUGAUACAGUAAAAACAUCUAAACCAAUUACAUUGACAUUCCUAUCAAAUCCUAAUACAUCAGCCACGAUAUGUCUACCAGAUAACAUCACUUAUACGAACUUAAUGUUGAGUACAGGAUCAAAUCAAGUCACAACUUCGUCGACAGACACCACCGCAAAUCAUGUUGUGAUACCGGUGUCAUCGUCAGCGGUUGUGACUUCGUCGGCAAAUCAGAAUCUUGAUACAUCAGUGGUGUCCUCGCAACAGGAUGAUCGACAAGUGAUUACAACAGUAUCAGCAGCAGGUGCGGUAACAUCUAGUGUACAUAAUACGAUACCGACAUCGUCUGCGGAGCAAAUUAUCACCACGUCCACACCACAAACCGUGCAAUAUAUUAUGCACGAUUCACAAUUUUACAAUAGUUUUCAAAUACCGAUUUCAGAAAUCUCAAUUCGUAAAACUGAAAAUACCGUACAUCAGACAAUCGCGCAACCGCAUACGACACAAUCGGUGAUUGUUACUCAACAACAGCAACAAUCGACCAACAUAAAUACAUCCAGUUCAUCAUCUGUGUUAACAACAAUCUCAUCAAAUGCGUUCCAUAAUCAACAGAAUCAUCGAAAUAAUAGUCAUCAACAACAACAACAAUCCGCAAAUGCCAUGGAUACAUCAACACCGAAAUGUGUUAAGAAUGAAAAUGAUUCCGAUCAACAAAUGGUAUCGACACCGACUACAACGACAUCUUCAGAUAAUUCACAGAAUUAUCAAACCACUAAAGUUCAUUAUAAUAUGGGAUUACUAAUACGAUUAGAUCCAAGUGACGAUAUUGUAACGAAUAAACAAUUGACAGACAUCAAAACGAAAAUAUUAAAACCAGAACCGAUAUCACCAGCUGCAAAUGCAACAUCCACAACGGACCAAACAGAAACAUCCGCAUCGGAUCAACUAACCGCAAAACAACGUCAAGAUGAAAUUGAACAAGCUACAUUUGUCUUAGCACCAACACCAGCUCAAUUGGGUAAAGCACCGUUACAACGGCGCCAAUCAAUGGCGGUAUCAAUAUGCUCAAGUGCAACAAAUGAUAGUGUGAUUUCGAUGUCAUCUACCGGUAAUAAUGGUGAAUCGAAUACAAUUACGUUAAACUCAUGUGAAGAAUCUCCAUUAAUCUCACCAUCGAUGAAGAAAAGUAUUUUUAAGAAAAAUUACGAUGAUGGUAUGAAUAGAGUAUUAGAAACAGUGGAUUUUGAAAAGAAAUUCUCAUCGUUGCCAGAAUUUAAACCAGAAGAUUGUCAAUCGCCCAGUACAAUAUCGGUUCCAUCAAGUCCACGUGUGUUCACACAAAAUUAUCGUAAAAAACAGCAACAAACGCCGAGUAACACAAACAUCCAAGUUGUACAUAUGAUCCAACAUCGUCAACAAUCUAAUAAUAACACACAAGUGGACGAAGAUCAAGAAUUGGAUCGUAGUGGGGGUAAUCAAAUGAAUAUGGCACCAAAAUCAUCGGGUGCAAACACGAAAUUAAUUGGAAAUACAUUCUUUGGACCUGAUUUUAAUAUUGAAGCAUUUAGAGAAGCGACUUCAGAAGCGGGUGGUGCUGAAGCCAGUUCACCAUGUACACCAAAAACACCGUGUACCGCGGGUGUAAACAGUUCGAAUAAUGUACGAUUGAAUGAUUCAGCGAAUGAUAAAGGACAUCGUAGAUUAUUAGAACAGCGUCGACAACUUGUUAUGCUUCUUUUUCAAGAACAAGGAUGCUUUUUUCCAACAACUCAAGCAACAUCAAAUUUUCAGAGUGCGCAUUCAGAUCUCUUUCCAAACAAAGCAAGUUUACAAUUAAAAAUCCGUGAAGUUCGACAAAAAUUAAUGGCACAAAGCAGUAAUGCGCAUACACCGCUCAGUGCUGGUCUCGUUAGUCCAUCCCCACAAUCAGCGCCCCCCACAGUCACCGUAUCAGUAUCAUCAAUGUCAACACAAUCGAAUAGUGUGAAUUUAGGUACAAUUACUGAAACAAAUCCACAAAAUCAAACGUCCGGUGAUCAUUACCCCCAAAACACCACAACAAGUACUUCAAGCUAACUUCCCACUCAACACCCACCGUUUUUAUACGUGUGAAGUUAGUUAUGUGUGAUUGUUUUUUGUUUUGACACAUACAACAGUGUUGCAAACUUAAAUUUUUUUUAAAAAUUG
Messenger RNA from Chrysoperla carnea, 6665 nucleotides. RefSeq names its product putative transcription factor capicua (gene cic). Gene Ontology annotation, biological process: regulation of transcription by RNA polymerase II. The transcript has 16 exons. Gene Ontology annotation, molecular function: RNA polymerase II transcription regulatory region sequence-specific DNA binding; DNA-binding transcription factor activity, RNA polymerase II-specific. Gene Ontology annotation, cellular component: nucleus. The record is from RefSeq and is a predicted model, not a curated record. The coding region runs from base 30 to 6554 and encodes 2174 amino acids. NCBI's taxonomy places the organism in Eukaryota, Metazoa, Arthropoda, Insecta, Neuroptera, Chrysopidae.